GAGGGCGGGGCGAGCUGAGAGGGGGAGGGCGGGGCUGAGAGGGCAAGGGCGGAGCCCGGCCUGGCUGAGCUCUGGUCGCAGUGGCACAGCUCCUGGGACCUGGUGGAGGUAGCAGCGGCAGCCGACAUGGCCUUUGCCUCUGAGGAUAAUGUAUACCACAGCUCCAAUGCCGUCUACAGUACCCGGAGCAAUCAUCACGAAGCUGACCAGGAAGCCCUGCUGGGGAAACUACUAGACUACCCAACCCCGGGCCUGCAGAGGCCAGAGGACCGCUUCAAUGGUGCCUACAUCAUCUUCUUCAGCCUGGGAAUCGGGGGCCUACUGCCCUGGAACUUUUUUGUCACCGCCAAAGAGUACUGGGCAUUUAAGCUCCGAAACUGUUCCAGUCCAGUGUCUGGGAAGGACCCUGAGGACGCAGACAUCCUGAACUACUUUGAGAGCUACCUGGCAGUUGCUUCCACUGUGCCUUCCCUGCUGUGCCUGGUGGCUAACUUCCUGCUUGUCAACAGGGUCCAGGUGCAUGUCCGUGUUCUGGCCUCACUGUCCAUCUCCCUGGUCAUCUUUGUGGUUAUGAUUGUGCUGGUGAAGGUGGAUACCUCCUCCUGGACCCGAGGCUUCUUCAGUGUCACCAUUGCGUGCAUGGCCAUCGUCAGCAGCUCCUCCACCAUCUUCAAUAGCAGCGUGUACGGCCUGACAGGCUCGUUCCCCAUGAGGAACGCCCAGGCACUGAUAUCAGGAGGAGCCAUGGGAGGGACAGUCAGCGCCGUGGCCUCGCUGGUGGACCUGGCAGCAUCCAAUGACGUGCGGGACAGCGCGCUAGCCUUCUUCCUCACCGCAGCGGUCUUCCUCGGGCUCUGUGUGGGGCUCUACCUACUGCUGCCCCAACUGGAGUAUGCCAGGUACUACAUGAGGCCAGUUGUCCCAGUCCAUGUGUUUUCUGAUGAAGACAACCCACCCCAGGAUGCUCCCAGCACCUCCUCCGUGGCCCCAGCAUCCACAGUGGUGCACACGCCGCCCCUGGGACCCAUCCUGAAGAAGACGGCUGGCCUCGGGUUCUGCACGGUUUCCCUCUACUUUGUCACAGCCCUCAUCUUCCCUGCCAUCUCCACCAACAUCCAGUCCAUGCAUAAGGGCACCGGCUCCUCAUGGACCUCCAAGUUUUUCGUGCCCCUCACCGUCUUCCUCCUCUUCAACUUUGCCGACCUCUGUGGCCGACAGGUCACAGCCUGGAUCCAGGUGCCAGGUCCUAGGAGCAAGCUGCUCCCGGGACUGGCGCUCUGUCGGUUCUGCCUCGUGCCUCUCUUCUUGCUCUGUAACUACCAGCCGCGCUCGCACCUGACCGUGGUGCUUUUCCAAUCUGACAUCUACCCAGUUCUCUUCACCUGCCUCCUGGGGCUCAGUAACGGCUACCUCAGCACCCUGGUGCUCAUCUAUGGGCCCAAGAUUGUGCCCCGGGAGCUGGCCGAGGCCACCAGUGUGGUGAUGUUGUUCUAUAUGUCUGUGGGCUUGAUGCUGGGCUCAGCCUGUGCAGCCCUGCUUGAACACUUUAUCUAGGAGUGGGGCGGCAAGGAUGCGGGUACCGUGUGAGUGUGCGAGGCUUGGGUCCUUGGGAGGUGGGCAGGGUGAGCCGAGGUCUGACGGUGUUAAGCAAGGGGUUGGCGUUUGGUUUGAUGCAGAGCAGAGCCCACUGGGACUGCCUUUCACUCAGACUGCUUGUGAGCCACAUCCUCGCACGUCUUGUGCAAGGAGACAUUCCAGACACAGCCCAGCACAGUGGCUCAUACCUGUAAUCCCAGCACUGGAGCGACUGGAGCUGCAGGACCGCUGUGAGUUCAAGGCCAGUCUGGUUACAUAGUGAAACCCUUUCUCAAAAAAAAAAAAAAAAAAAAAAAAAAUAAGCUAAAGACCAAAACCCCUGAGACAUUCCAAACACUUCGAGAGAACACUCCAGAGCUGACUGAAGGGCACGGUUGUAGCCAGGAUCUAGCCCGGUUGGUAGGAUGCUUCCUUAGCAUCUGUAAAGCCCCAGCUCCUAUCCCCAGCACGGCAUAAACUGGACAUGUUAGUGGAAGCCUGUCUGUCAUCCUAGCUCUUGAAAGGUGGAAGCAGGGACAUCAGAAGUCCAAGGUCAUCCUCAGCUACCUAGGAAGUUUGAGGCUAACCUGGGCUACAGGAGACACUGCCCCCCCCCAAGGCACAACUGUAAAGAGUGGGGUAUGUUACCUUCAUAGCUCAUAAGCAGCCUGUGUCUAACUUGUAUUGUCACAAGGCCAGAGCCAGCCUCACUCUUCCCAACUGACACUGAGGUGGGAGAGGAUCCUCAGGGCUCCCUGUUUGGAAAGAGGCUCCUGGAUUUGAGGUCCCCUCUGCAAUGGCCAGUCCUCAGACCUAGGGCCCAAGCACAUGCUGAUCCCUGGGCUCUGGGCCUGAGAGUAGGCUAUCCAGCUGGAACGAAAGCCUCACAAGGCAGGCCUCGUAAGCCGUCCUCCCAGAGGCCUGGCAGGCUUGGUCUCCAGAUGAGGACUGUAUGGCCCAGUGGUCUACCUACAGCCUAUUCAGGGCAGGGGGGAGUCUUUUUUUAACAGUCAUGUUUACAGGUUGUGGGGGCCCCUGGUUCAAGGGCAGAAUAAAUACUGGGAUUCUCAAUGUGA
Molecule: messenger RNA, 2651 nt
Organism: Mastomys coucha (southern multimammate mouse)
Lineage: Eukaryota; Metazoa; Chordata; Mammalia; Rodentia; Muridae
Gene: Slc29a3
Product: solute carrier family 29 member 3
Exons: 6
Coding region: 127-1554 (475 amino acids)
Biological process (GO): nucleoside transmembrane transport
Cellular component (GO): Golgi apparatus; plasma membrane
Molecular function (GO): nucleoside transmembrane transporter activity
Source: RefSeq, a predicted model, not a curated record